Wasmannia auropunctata (little fire ant) is the source of this 2069-nucleotide messenger RNA. RefSeq lists its product as uncharacterized. Lineage: Eukaryota; Metazoa; Arthropoda; Insecta; Hymenoptera; Formicidae. The coding region runs from base 379 to 2037 and encodes 552 amino acids. The transcript has 2 exons. The record is from RefSeq and is a predicted model, not a curated record.
AGGAAUGCGGCCUACAUUUCUGAAAGAGAACUAAAUUCUUCUUCGAAUGAUCCUACGUUUACAUCUCAUAUACCUGAAUUUCCAUUUCAGUCGAAAGUUGCUCUUUGUACGGAACAGUCGGAGGUAACGAAGAUUCUACCAGUGUGGUUUUGUGCGUAUAUUUCAAAAAGUGUAAAAAUCAAAUUCUGCAAAAUGGAUUCUAUUCCUGGAAGAUCGGACAGAAAUGUACACUAAAGAAGAAGUAUUUAUGAUCGUUUGAAGGAGGGCUUGUCCAAACAAACUGAAAUUUUGAAAGCUGCAUGGACAGAAAACCGUAAUAUUCUCGUACAUGAAGGUAUAAAGCCUGCCCUUGCUAAGUUUUUUCACACGAUCAGAACAAUGUGGGACAAACAUAUAGCAACUUUGACAUCAGAAGUUGAAAGAACCUUGUCUAAUGACGAAGCACUUUCGAUUUUGGUCGAAUAUAAGUUCUCGAAGCGUACUUACCAGGGAAUAGUAAAAGUAGGCAAAGAAAAUAAUUGUAAGUUGUAUCCAUCUUACGAUAACGUUUUAAAAGCGAAAAAGCGUUGUUAUCCACCACGUACUAGCAUUACGAUCACAGGGAGUUGUGCAGAAGUAAAAUUGCAGGCUUUAUUGGAUCACACAGCAGAGCGUAUUUUGUUCCUCCAAAGAGAAGUUAUUGGUAGCUUGGCUGUAGAAAAUGCCAGAAAUAUACGCCUCAUUUGUAAGUGGGGUUGUGACGGAAGCUCUGGACGUUACAAGCAGAGGCUCUGGAAAAGCGUUUACAAGCAGAAGUUUACCGAAGGCGGCAAAUCAGAUGGAAAUGUGUAUGUCACCUCACUUGUGCCGUUACAGCUCGUAUAUAAGGACCACAUAUCGAACACAGAAAUUGUUGUGUGGAAGAAUCCUAGACCAUCGUCUUCUCGAUUCUGUAGACCGAUAAGACUGCAUCUUCUGCUUGAAAAUGUUGAGUCGGUACUCAAUGAUGUCGAUGACAUUGAACAACAGGUGGAGUCGCUUGUUCCUUUCACAACACAAGUAAACGGAAUGGAAAUCUGCGUUAAAUACAACAUGACGUUUACGAUGAUAGACAGUAAAGUUUGCAGUGCGGUACCAGGUACAAAAUCUGCUCAACGUUGUUACUUGUGCGGAGCUACGUCCAAGGAGUUCAACAACAUAGAUGAGAUUCUGCAGAAAAAAGUAACUGAAACUAAUGUACGAUUUGGAAUAUCAAUGUUGCACGCUUGGAUACGUUUUUUUGAAUGCUGUUUGCAUUUAUCAUACAAACUCGAAAUUAAGAAAUGGCAAGCUAAUACUAAGAGGGAGAAAAGAAUUACCGAAGACCGCAAAAAAGUUAUUCAAAAGGGAUUUCGUUUACAAUUGGGACUAAUUGUUGACCGUCCAAUAAAACCUGGUUACGGAAGCACUAACGACGGAAGUACAGCUCGACGCUUUUUCAAAAACUCGAGUAUAUCUGCUACAAUAACAGGUGUUUCCGAACAUUUAAUCAAUCGGUUUCACGUGAUUCUACAGGCCAUUUCGAGUGGCCAUAAUAUUAAAUGCGAUAAAUUCCGAGAAUAUGCUCUGGAAACUGCGCGGAAAUUUGUCGAGUUAUACCCGUGGUACGACAUGCCGACUUCAGUACAUAAACUUUUAAUUCACGGGCCAGAAAUUAUAGCAUCCGCCUUAUUAUUACCGAUAGGUCAAUUAUCCGAGGAAGCACGAAAUAAGAAUAUCAAAAAACUUUGUAAAAAUUUUUCGCGAAAGUGCUCAAGAGAUAAUAUACAAGAUGUUUUCAAUCAGCUGAUGGUCACUUCGGAUCCAUAUAUUUCUAGUAUAAGAAAACUGCCUCAAAGACCACUCGAAUCAUUGUUGCCAGAAACUAUCGAAUUACUAGAAUCUCCAACAGCUCAUGCUGCAAUCACGGAUGAGAUGUAUACCGAUACAUCCGAAUCUUCUGAAUCUUCAGAAACCGACACUCAUAUUGACAUUUAUUGCGAUUCUGAUACUGAUAUUGAUUUCGAUUUUUGUCCAUAAAGUAAAAAUAUCUUCUUUAUAAUGUACAAAAU